Phanerochaete carnosa HHB-10118-sp is the source of this 993-nucleotide messenger RNA. RefSeq lists its product as uncharacterized. The record is from RefSeq and is a predicted model, not a curated record. Gene Ontology annotation, molecular function: protein binding. Lineage: Eukaryota; Fungi; Basidiomycota; Agaricomycetes; Polyporales; Phanerochaetaceae. The transcript is spliced from 4 exons. Bases 1 to 993 code for a protein of 330 amino acids.
AUGCUCGGUAUCAUACGAUCUGGCGAUGUGAAAGCUGCAGGAUGCUUCUGGCUAGGCAUGGAUAGAAUUGGUGCGAAGGCGCCGCUGCUCAUUCAAGCCGCUAUCAUCGAUGGCUUUGCCGCCCUGAAAAGGUUUGAUCACGUGCGAGCUGCCUGGCUUGUGUUUCUAUCCGCUAGCGAAAAACCGACUGCAGUCGUCUAUCAGGCAUAUAUCCAAGCUUUGUUUGGAGAAGGACGUCUGAAGGAUGCGCUGGUGGAAUUCGAGCACUUUGAGCGAAGUUUCUGCGAGACCUCUGACACUCUGAGCGAUUCCACAGCCGUCUCGGUCUUCAAUGUGGUGUUUGAAUGGCUGGUUGAGCAAUCCCACUCCGAGGAAGCCAGGAAUAUCCUUGACCACAUGAAGAGGAGGAGACCGAAGCCAGACGCAGCCUCAUUCAACAUUUUUAUGAAGUGCCAUGGCCGAACCAGGAAUUUGCGCGGAAUCUCUAGCAUCCUGCAGGAGAUGGAUGCUUUGGGAAUGCACGGCGAUAUCUACACCGCCCCCAUGCUGUUACCCUUUACUCAGCUCGGACAAAUGCGCCACAGCUUGUCUUGGCUCUUUUGCACCAGAACGGAUGACACGGUGUUUGAAUCGGCCUUAGCCAUCAUCGAGCACAAGGAGGCGCGCGAUCACGAGCUAACACCAUCCGGCCACACAUUUGGUGUUGCUCUAUGUGGAGUCGAGCGCAGAGUGUGGAGCAGCCCAUCUCUGGCUGAUCACUAUCAACAUGUAGUCAUCGUUCUGCACGUCCUCCAAGCAUGCUGCAGAAACCCAAUGCCUGAAGCGAUGCAACAUGCCAUGGUGUAUUAUCGGAUACACAAGUGCAGUAGACAGAAGUUGUGGCACAUGGUGAACUGGUGGCAUCAGCUCUCUCCUGCUAUGUCAUGUUUGCUUGAACAGGCCAGAUCUCGCAAUAGUUUGGAUGUUAUGUAUCUGGAUGAUGAUUCGCAAUAG